Messenger RNA from Equus caballus (horse), 3412 nucleotides. It is a transcript of the gene CHRM4, whose product is annotated as cholinergic receptor muscarinic 4. Gene Ontology annotation, biological process: regulation of locomotion; adenylate cyclase-inhibiting G protein-coupled acetylcholine receptor signaling pathway; G protein-coupled receptor signaling pathway, coupled to cyclic nucleotide second messenger. Gene Ontology annotation, cellular component: synapse; dendrite; plasma membrane. The record is from RefSeq and is a predicted model, not a curated record. NCBI's taxonomy places the organism in Eukaryota, Metazoa, Chordata, Mammalia, Perissodactyla, Equidae. Gene Ontology annotation, molecular function: G protein-coupled acetylcholine receptor activity; G protein-coupled serotonin receptor activity.
CGGGGGCGGGGGGCGGGCUCCUCUCUUCCCGGCGGACCGCCGCCUGCCUGCUCUCUGCAGCUCCUUCCCAGGCCCCGACGGCGCCCCUCUCCUCGGCCUGCCCGGCGGCCAACACGCAACCCCGAGGCUGGGAAUUGCCGGCCCCCGGCUCCCUGCCCCGACGGAACCGUGGCGGCAGGGCCGACCCCACCCACCAUAGCCUCCCGUUGGGGUCAGACACCCGCGCCUCCGCGAUCCAGCUCCGAGCCGGGCCACGUAAGGAGUGAGAUCCUGGCCGGGCGCGAGACCACCUCGCGGUCCCUGGUGCUUGGUCAGAGCGGAGGCGGGGAGCGCAGCCAGACGGGGCUGCCAGCUCUUUCCCCAGCCCGCGAGGGGGCGCCGCGUCCCCAUGACAACGCGGACACCCCACCCCCCUGCAUCCCGGCAGGGCAGCGCCCCCCUCGAAGCAGCCCUGGCGACCGUGGGCGGUGCCCCCACAGUGACCGAGCGGGGAGCAGCCGGCCGGUUCCAGUGAGGGGCGCGCGUAGCUGGGGUCCCCGACGCCCCGGGAGGUGCCCCCCGCGCGUCGCCGUUGGGUGGCCGGCCCGGGGCGGGCGGCACGGCCCCUCCAGGAUUGGCUGCUUCCCCGUGACAUCACGCGGCUCGGAGAAAAGUGCGAGCGUGAGCGCGAGUCGGAGCCACAGCGCCGGGAGCUGCGGGCGGAGCAGGGGCCGCCCCUCGGCACCCCGUCCCCGCCCCCGGCCCGCGGCCCGGCCGCCCGCCCCGCCCGCUGGCCCGUGGGGCCGCCCGCCUGUCCCGCCGUCUGUCAGGUGCGAGGGGAGCGGGGCGGAGGUGUCUGACACGGCCCCCCCACGCCCCCGACGGCUAAGCAAAAUGGCGAACUUCACACCAGUGAAUGGCAGCUCGGGUAACCAGUCUGUGCGCCUGGUCACAUCAACCCAUAACCGCUACGAGACAGUGGAGAUGGUAUUCAUCGCCACGGUGACAGGCUCCCUGAGCCUGGUGACGGUGGUGGGCAACAUCCUGGUGAUGCUGUCCAUCAAAGUCAACAGGCAGCUGCAGACAGUCAACAACUACUUUCUCUUCAGCCUGGCGUGCGCCGACCUCAUCAUCGGCGCGUUCUCCAUGAACCUCUACACCGUCUACAUCAUCAAGGGCUACUGGCCUCUGGGCGCCGUGGUCUGUGACCUGUGGCUGGCCCUGGACUACGUGGUGAGCAAUGCCUCGGUCAUGAACCUCCUCAUUAUCAGCUUUGACCGGUACUUCUGCGUCACCAAGCCUCUCACCUACCCCGCCCGGCGCACCACCAAGAUGGCAGGCCUCAUGAUCGCCGCUGCCUGGGUCCUGUCCUUCGUGCUCUGGGCACCUGCCAUCUUGUUCUGGCAGUUUGUGGUGGGCAAGCGGACAGUGCCGGACAACCAGUGCUUCAUCCAGUUCCUGUCCAACCCGGCGGUGACCUUCGGCACGGCCAUCGCUGCCUUCUAUCUGCCCGUGGUCAUCAUGACCGUUCUCUAUAUUCACAUCUCCCUGGCCAGUCGCAGCCGAGUUCACAAGCACCGGUCCGAGGGCCCCAAGGAGAAGAAAGCCAAGACGCUGGCCUUCCUCAAGAGCCCCCUGAUGAAGCAGAGCGUAAAGAAACCCCCACCAGGGGAAGCCACUCGGGAGGGGCUGCGCAACGGGAAGCUAGAGGAGGCCCCUCCGCCGGUCCUGCCACCCCCGCCACGUCCAAUGGCUGACAAGGACACUUCCAAUGAGUCCAGCUCGGGCAGUGCCACCCAGAACACCAAGGAACGACCACCCACCGAGCUGUCCACCACAGAGGCCACCACGCCUGCCACGCCCGCCCCUUGCCUACAGCCACGGGCCCUCAACCCUGCCUCCAAAUGGUCCAAGAUCCAGAUUGUGACGAAGCAGACAGGCAACGAGUGUGUGACAGCCAUCGAGAUUGUGCCUGCCACGCCAGCUGGCAUGCGUCCGGCGGCCAACGUGGCCCGCAAAUUUGCCAGCAUCGCCCGCAACCAGGUGCGCAAGAAGCGGCAGAUGGCGGCCCGGGAGCGCAAGGUGACACGGACCAUCUUUGCCAUUCUGCUGGCCUUCAUCCUCACCUGGACGCCCUACAACGUCAUGGUCCUGGUGAACACCUUCUGCCAGAGCUGCAUCCCUGACACGGUGUGGUCCAUCGGCUACUGGCUCUGCUAUGUCAACAGCACCAUCAACCCUGCCUGCUACGCCCUCUGCAACGCGACCUUUAAAAAGACAUUCAGGCACCUGCUGCUAUGCCAGUAUCGGAACAUCGGCACUGCCAGGUAGGCAGGCAGGGGUGCCGCAGGAGGUGCUGGUGGUCGCAUGUGUGCACUGGGGGACCACACAGGCCAGCUGCUGUGGGGCAGAGAUUUGCAGGCACCUCUCCAUGUUCUUGUUCACUGAAGAGGAGAACUGAGGUCCCCAAGACCCUGCGAGCUCAGGAAAAGGCUCUGGCUGGAAUCGGAGAGACCAGAUCUCUGCUCAGGCCGGGGAGGGUCAGCCCCAGGAAGCAUCUGCACCAGGACUGCCUGGUCCCCUCUGUUGCCCUGCCUCAGGGAGCUGGGGGCACUGGUCUACGUGGGCUCCUGCCCCCUGUGACCAACCAGCGUGGCUGAGACAAUGGACAAUGGAGCCCGAAGCUCAGGCUCCCCUCGGGAGGAGGGAAGGCGCCUGUGCUUGGGAAAGGAGGCUGCGAGGGCAGUGGAAGGGUGGGGCCCUCCAUUCUGCUGUAAUUGGUGCUUGGUCCCCCCUGCACCCCGCAUGUAGGCUCAGCCCCCUUGUCCCAAAUCCCACUCCAGGGCAGAAAUCCCCCACUUGCUGCAGCUACUCAGCCAGGUUCUGGUUGGGCGGGUGGGCUUGCUGGAGGCCAGGCAGAGAGGGCUCUGAGGUACGCCCCCCACACCCGGCAGGUCAUACUCGGAUGGGCCAGCUCGGAGCAAAGAGAUUCACACUUAGGACGAGAUUCACACUUAGCACCGUGGUCCCAAGCUGAGGGGGAAUAAUUCACCUUAUUCUGAAGAGCCCUCCCCUGUCCCCAAGGGGGUCACACAGACGGAAGGUGGCGCUGCGGUGGGCAGUGUUCCCCGCUGGGCUCUGCAGAGUGUGAGCGAGGCCUGGGUCACCAGAUGAGAACAGGGGUGGACUUGACCCAGUGACAGGGGGGUGGCGGCCCUUAGAGCGGCCCCAUCUCUACUCUCCCAGUGGCUGGAACCUUGCUGAUUGGCAGCGGGCUAGACGGAAAGCCCUUUGCCUGAGGUGGGAAUGUCAGUUCUAGAACCUUCAGGGUCCUCUCCCUCAGCCCUGGUGUGGCCCCUAGAGGACCCAGAAAGGCUUAGGGGACCUGAUGGGGGGGGGGUACUCUUUCACGGGUCAGUAAGGGGCUCUGGAA